UCUUCUCAUUGAACAACAGGAGUGGUGCUUCAGGAUGGUGACGGAGGAGCCACAGCCCUUCCACAUUAAAGAGGAAGACGAGGCACCAGAGACCCCUCACUUGAAAGAGGAAGAGGAGGAACGCACAAUCAGUCAGGAGGGAGAGCAGCUUGAAUGGUUGGAAGAGUUCCCAGUGAUCGGUGUCCCUGUGAAGAGUGAAGAUGAUGAGGUCAAAGGUGAGAGUGAGGAGAAGAGAGAGGCGGAGCCUCCAAGCAGCAGCUCAACUCAACACAUGACAACAGAAGCUGAUGGAGACCACUGUGGAGGAUCACAAGCAGACAAGCUCUUAGCUCCACUAUCAGAUAGUGAGGACACAACGUCACACUCUCCUGACACUGAUGAUGAAGACUCUAAAGAUGAUAAGACAUGUCACACUGACAACACACACUUCUCAUGUUCUCACUGUGACAAAACCUUUAAUGACCGUCGCAAUAUGAAGAGACACAUGAGAACACACACUGGAGAAAAGCCAUUCAUGUGCUCGGUUUGCAGUAAAAGAUUCUCCCAGAAGGAAACUUUGGUAAGACACACAAGAAUACACACUGGAGAAAAACCUUUUUCAUGUUCAGUCUGUGGUAAAGGUUUUAUAGGAAGUGGUGAUUUGAAAGUACACAUGAGAAUACACACUGGAGAAAAACCUUUUACCUGCUCUGUAUGUGGUAAGGGUUUUAUACAAAGUCACUAUUUGAAAAUACACAUGAGAAUACACACUGGAGAAAAACCUUUUUCAUGUUCAGCGUGUGGUAGAGGUUUUAUACAAUGUGGUGAGUUAAAUGUACACAUGAGAACACACACUGGAGAAAAAACAUUCAUGUGCCUAAUUUGUGGUAAAAGAUUCACCCAGAAGGCAAAUUUGAUCAUGCACACAAGAAUACACACUGGUGAAAAACCUUUUAUCUGUUCAGUCUGCGGUAAAGGUUUUAUACAAAAUGGUGAUUUAAAAAGACACAUGAGAAUACACACAGGUGAUAAAAUGUUGAGUUGCAGUGUGUGUGGUGAAAGAUUCUCCUAUAAGUACCAGUGUAAGAAACACAAGUGUGCUGGUGAGAACAGCAGCAGCAAAUGAAGAUGCAGGAUUUGAAAUAAACUGUCAAAACUUUCACUUUGACUUUCUAACAACAUCAGCACAUACACAACCCAAAACCAGUGAAGUUGGCAUGUUAUGUAAAUGGUAAAUAAAAACAGAAUACAAUGAUUUGCAAACCAUUUUCAACUUAUAUUCAAUUGAAUGGACUGCAAAGACAAGAUAUUUAACGUUCACACUGAGAAAUAUUUUUUAUAUUUGUGCAAAUAAUCUAAUGGCAGCAACACAUUGCAAAAAAGUUGUCACAGGUGCAUUUUUACCACUGUGUUACAUGGCCUUUCCUUUUAACAACACUCAGUAAACGUUUGGGAACUGAGGAGACACAUUUUUGAAGCUUCUCAGGUGGAAUUCUUUCCCAUUCUUGCUUGAUGGACAGCUUAAGUUGUUCAACAGUCCGUAGUCUCCGUUGUCGUAUUUUACGCGUCAUAUUGUGCUACACAUUUUCAUUGGGAGACAGGUCUGGACUACAAGCAAGCCAGUCUAGUACCCGCACUCUUUUACUAUGAAGCCACGCUGUUGUAACACGUGCAGAUUGUGGCUUGGCAUUGUCUUGCUGAAAUAAGCAGGGGCGUCCAUG
Messenger RNA from Nerophis lumbriciformis (worm pipefish), 1700 nucleotides. RefSeq lists its product as uncharacterized. NCBI's taxonomy places the organism in Eukaryota, Metazoa, Chordata, Actinopteri, Syngnathiformes, Syngnathidae. Gene Ontology annotation, cellular component: PcG protein complex; transcription regulator complex; chromatin. The record is from RefSeq and is a predicted model, not a curated record. Gene Ontology annotation, biological process: regulation of transcription by RNA polymerase II. Gene Ontology annotation, molecular function: RNA polymerase II cis-regulatory region sequence-specific DNA binding; DNA-binding transcription factor activity, RNA polymerase II-specific.